This is a messenger RNA of Benincasa hispida (wax gourd), 958 nucleotides long. RefSeq lists its product as uncharacterized. Lineage: Eukaryota; Viridiplantae; Streptophyta; Magnoliopsida; Cucurbitales; Cucurbitaceae. The record is from RefSeq and is a predicted model, not a curated record.
UCAUCUCGAGGUACACGCUAUGACCUAUGAGUAACAUUUCUUCAAUCUUUAGCUUGCAGUUUUUAUCUUUUACUUCGCACAAUCCAAAUUCUCUCUACCUCUCUUCUCCAAUGGCUUCCUCUAAUUCCAAUCUCUCAAUUACUUCAAUGGAUUUCCUCUGAAACAUCCCAAUCUACGUUUUUUUUCCUAUAACAACACACAGCGAAGGCCAUGCCAUUGCCAUUGCACUUGGCGUUCUGGAUCGCCGACAUGGUUUGGGUAGCCUUUAGCGGCUGUAUUACUUCUUGUUUGGCCUUAGCCGACGAGGUCGCCGGCUCCAUCAGAACUGGCGAUAUUGGCGCUUUUCACAUUGGCUGACCGGAGAUUCAUUCGAUUUCAUCAAUUCCUAACUCUCUGAGAAAUUAUGGCUGCCUAAAAUGGAAACUAUAGGAAUUUGGUUUCCUCUUCAUUGAUUCAACUGACAUUGUCAAGUUUGAAGAGCAAAUAUGGCAAGUCUUUGUGGCAGCAUUUUUCUGCUUCUAGUACCAGUGAAUGUUUAACAUUUGAUCAUUGGGCAUUCAAAAUAUGUCAUUUCCAUCCAAUAGAAGGGUUUGGAUGCUGAAAAUAUGGAUUCAUGAAAUGUUUGGGAGUGAUUUUGAACGUUUGUUAUUUUCAAAACCACUUGAAAAAUGUUUUUUAAUUCUUCAAAAUUAAUUUUAAUACUAUGAAAAUUGCAUUUAAACAUGUAAAAUUAAACAUUGAAUUGAUUUUGUGUGAUGAAAUGUGUGUUUCAGAGUGAUUUUAAACAUGGCAAAAAUGAUUUUAGCCAUUUCAAAAUCACUCCCAAACAUGCACUUAAUAUUUGGCCCAAAUUCCCGCUAUUAACAACUUAGUGGUCAUUGAACUUCAUGUGCCUAGUUUUCUUCUUCUAUGAGAUAGGGGCAUCCCCCAGUUGCUCUGAAAUUCUUUAUCUGGGCUA